AUGACCGUACUACCACCAGGAUACCAAAUUAGAAGGACGGAGCCCGGAGACUACCUCGGUGUUAUUGAAACCUUAAAGGUCCUUACUACUGUAGGGAACGUCUCUGAGGAAGACUUUGUUAAUACGCUUGCAUACUGGAAUUCAGUCAAGAUACGUUUACCUGUGCGUAAAGGCCAGGAAGGAGGAGGGAAAGAAAUUAACGUUUAUAACCCGCUUGUUAUUACAGAUCCUACGGGACGUGUAGUUGCAACGGGUAAUAUUAUCAUUGAAGCAAAACUUAUUCAUGAAUGUGGCCUAGUCGGUCAUAUUGAAGACAUUGCAGUAGCCGCGGAUCAGCAGGGCAAAAAACUCGGUCAAUUGCUGAUCCUGCACCUGACUGAGAUUGGCAGGCGUGCUGGGUGUUACAAGAUCAUACUGGAUUGCGACCCUAAAAAUGGGGAGUUUUAUAAAAAGUGUGGAUAUAGCCAGGCAGCUGUUGAGAUGCAAAUCAGAUUUUAG
This is a messenger RNA of Eremothecium sinecaudum, 498 nucleotides long. It is a transcript of the gene GNA1, whose product is annotated as glucosamine 6-phosphate N-acetyltransferase. The coding region runs from base 1 to 498 and encodes 165 amino acids. NCBI's taxonomy places the organism in Eukaryota, Fungi, Ascomycota, Saccharomycetes, Saccharomycetales, Saccharomycetaceae. Gene Ontology annotation, molecular function: glucosamine 6-phosphate N-acetyltransferase activity; monosaccharide binding. The record is from RefSeq and is a predicted model, not a curated record. Gene Ontology annotation, biological process: UDP-N-acetylglucosamine biosynthetic process. Gene Ontology annotation, cellular component: Golgi apparatus; endoplasmic reticulum-Golgi intermediate compartment; endoplasmic reticulum. The transcript has a single exon.